Molecule: messenger RNA, 324 nt
Organism: Fusarium verticillioides 7600
Lineage: Eukaryota; Fungi; Ascomycota; Sordariomycetes; Hypocreales; Nectriaceae
Exons: 1
Coding region: 1-324 (107 amino acids)
Source: RefSeq, a predicted model, not a curated record
AUGGCGCCACCCGUAACUAAGGGUACUAAGAAAGCGAUCAAGGAAGAGCUUGACAGUGUCAAAAAGAUUAUCAAAGACACUGAGAAAGAGAUCGAACAGUUGAAGGAACAGAUAGACGAAGCUGGAUGGCAAAAGCUUGGGUUUCGGGUGAUAGUAACUGGGAAAUAUCCGCCUGACGAGAGAGUCGCGGCUCAAAGGAAUCAUGAAGAGGCUUGCAACAAGGAAAAUGACCUAAUCAGCGACAGGAAAAGGGCCGAGGGGCGUCUGGCGACACAGCAGAAGAAUCAAAGAAAGCUCGAAGAACAGUACCAAUCGGCAGUCUAG